Aspergillus calidoustus is the source of this 306-nucleotide messenger RNA. The record is from the annotation of a GenBank genome assembly. NCBI's taxonomy places the organism in Eukaryota, Fungi, Ascomycota, Eurotiomycetes, Eurotiales, Aspergillaceae.
AUGGACUGUUUUCGGCAGAUUUAUCGCCUUAUCAGGAGCCCUUUUAAGGGCACACAGCACCGGGUCUUGGAGAUUGGACCUCCCACGAACUUUCGAAAGGAGGAGCUACCAACGUUCAUUGCUGAUGACGACGCAAUAACCCUGCACAGCGGGACGGCAUUGGAGAAGGACGCCAUCGUCAGCACGACCGAGCAAGAGCCUUCAACACGGGAUAAAAUCAAGAGCCAGGUUCGAAGGUUGAGCGUUAAGAUGUCUCGCCCGCUCAGUGAGGCGGAAUCAUCUGGGGUGAUGGCCAAUGAACGAUGA